Corticium candelabrum is the source of this 1181-nucleotide messenger RNA. RefSeq names its product origin recognition complex subunit 6-like. The record is from RefSeq and is a predicted model, not a curated record. Gene Ontology annotation, biological process: DNA replication initiation; DNA replication. Gene Ontology annotation, molecular function: DNA binding. The transcript has 6 exons. Gene Ontology annotation, cellular component: nuclear origin of replication recognition complex. Lineage: Eukaryota; Metazoa; Porifera; Homoscleromorpha; Homosclerophorida; Plakinidae. Bases 30 to 833 code for a protein of 267 amino acids.
UGGCAGGAACAUGUAAAAGUUUUGCUGUGAUGGAGAAGGAUUUGUUGAGACCGAUAGCGCGUCGUCUCGGCAUCAGGUCGUGUUCAGUGUUUAACAGAACCGUUGAAUUGCUUCGUCUCGUGGAAUUAAAAUGUUGCCAAAGUGCUGUGAUGUUGUCCAACAAUUGUCGAGCGGUUGUGUGUUUGGAAUUGGCUGCUGAAGAGAAUAACGAGCCUCUUUCUAGAACUGAGGCAAUAAGAAUAUCCGGACAGAAAAAGAAAACAUACGAGUCUGCAUAUCAGACGAUUGAGAAAAUGUUGGGAUUGAGAGCCAGAUUGGGAAUACACGAACUGGCAGUUCAAUGUGGUUGUUCUGAGGUUCGUGAACUAGCCCAAUCUCUCAUGACACAAUAUGAAAAGAACAUUCGAGCAAACCUGUCAGUCAGUAGGCAAAAUGAUUUGGACCUUUCUCAACCGAUAUUUGCUAUAGCUGCUCUACAAGUCGCAGCCAAGAAACAGAAGGUCUGGGUUGACAAGAAGAGGCUCGUGUCUCAUGUUGGUAGGAAGAAAGCAGCACUGACAAAGAUCAUAUCUGAGAUGGAAGAAUGUGUGAAGCAAAUUGAUAACAAAAAGCAGCAGAAACAGUCCAGUCAACUGUUUGACUGUUUAGAAGUCAGUGGUGAUGAAGAGAAUGACGUGCACGCUUCCAAGAAGCAGUGCAUUGAAUCAGAGGAGCUCUUGCUGGAAGAUUAUGAAAUAUGGAAGGCCAGAAUUUUAGCAGCAGCUGAACAGGCUAUUGUCGAAGGGAAAGGUCACAUAAAACCAGACACACAAUGCAGACCAGACUAUAGCUGAUAGUGACUGUAAUUGACUCUCCUGGGUAUGCAUUACAUAUAUGCUGAUAUAAAUCAGUAUGCAUUGAACAGAAACUUAUAAUUUUAAUUGUGACUGAGUGGAGUCAAUUUGAGGUAUGUACUGUUGUUGUGACACUUUGCUGUUGUCAACUCUGUCUACUUGGAGCAUACAGUGCGAGCUGCUCUCCACUGACGAUCGACUCAUGGGGUGAGGGAAAGACAGGGAGAUAUGGAGUUGUGUGUUACACCAGACUAUUACUGCAUGUAUUUUUGUUGCUCACUGUUGUGUUGUUAGGUAAGAAACUAUUUUUUGAUGUAAAUAUUUUAAAACACUAGCCGUUUCCAAAAU